Messenger RNA from Ostertagia ostertagi, 327 nucleotides. NCBI's taxonomy places the organism in Eukaryota, Metazoa, Nematoda, Chromadorea, Rhabditida, Trichostrongylidae. The record is from the annotation of a GenBank genome assembly.
AUGUUGAACGUUUUGCAGACGAUGUUCAUGUCUGUCAUUCUGGCAUCGGACGCGAAAUCUCGAGGAAAACGAAGUCCUUCUGUUUGCAUGCCUGAAGAUCAGGAACCCGGUUGUUGCCUCUACGAUCUGAUCGUUGAUUUCCAACAAAUCGGCUGGAAAUUUAUUAUUGCACCUCACAAAUACAACGCCUACAUGUGUAGGGGUGACUGUUCUGUGAACCACACACAUGUCACUCGAUCAGGGCAUACGAAGGUGGCGAAAACGGGCAUUAUUACGAGACAAGACGCUACUGGUAACCAAGGAAUGUGUUGCCAUCCCGCUGAGUGA